UUCCCUCCCCCUCUAUGUUCGUUAGCUCUCACUCGCUCAGACAAGGCAGUGAACGACAUGUCCCAGAACUCCUUGGACGAAUGCUGGGGGACCGACAGUAAUUCUGCUAUGCGUUCGUAUAACGCAUUGUGUAGAGUUUACUUUUAUUCGGAUUGAUCCUAUGGCCAAGCCUCCGUAAACCGUUCAUUUUAUUUACACACCUUCGAAGUUCAUUGUGCUUUUCGACGUAGGUGAAGCCGCACUUCAGAAAUGAGGCGUCAAUCGCGUAUAGAAUUUAGACGAGCUUUGUCAAGUACAGUUGGGAUUAGGUUUGUUGAAUGUAGCUAGAGGCGCUUUUAUUUUAAGAUUAUUUAAAUUAAUGCUUCGCAUUUGUAUGAUAGUGUAAUGUAUGGCAGGGAUGAUAAGAUAACGUGUACCUUUUGUAUUGCGUACGACUGUAGCGUGCAUUUGACCUGUAGUGUAAUGUAAUUCCCAUGUAAACGGUGCUGAUGUAUCCUGGAGAGGGAGCCUGAACAUUAAUAAUGGACGAGCGGAAAGUUUGAGAAAAACGCAAUGUAGUGCACCCUAAUUGUUCAUUUACAUAAUUUAAGGAUGAGAUGUUAAGUAAGAAUGUUUUUUUAUUUAUAACAAGCAUUGAGCAUGCUGAUAAACUAGUAGAUGGCACUACAGUGUUAAAUACGACAGUACGUAUCAUUCGAUCAAAAGCCGAUUUAUCUGCAAAAGAAACAUAGCUAAUUUUCAAAAACGACAACAUUAAAAAAAGACCCUAAACCUUCUGUAUUUAAAUUCUAAGUUUACUAAGCAUCAAUUACUAGCAUUAAAGGUAUUUUCUGUUAAUUUAUUAUCCAAAAUGCCCAUGCAAAGUAGAGUCUACGAAACGCAAUCUAACCACAAACAAAAUUCCCAAGUCGUAAGGAAGAGAACAUGUUGCACUAAAACGCAGGAAGGGAAUAAGGGAUGGACUAUGAACCCUAAUGCAAAGGAUGCGAAUACUAAUCUCCAAACCCACUCGCUGCCUAAGGGCGAGAAAACACUCCUGAACGGGCCACAUGGAGGACGCUGCGAGCCUUCAACGUUAAGAACAAGUGACGCUAACUCCGAAAAACUACGCGUUGUGCUCUCGCUUGUGCUUGUGACGCUGUUGUCCCUGUUCACAAGGUUUUACAAGAUUUUGGAACCGCCUCACAUUUGCUGGGAUGAAACCCACUUUGGGAAAAUGGGCAGCUACUACAUCAACAGGACAUUCUUCUUUGACGUGCACCCACCUUUAGGAAAGAUGCUGAUUGGGUUAGCUGGGUACCUGACUGGUUAUGAUGGCAGUUUUCCUUUCAUCAAACCCGGAGACAAAUACGAACACCACACCUACUGGGGGAUGAGAGGGACUACAUGCGUAGUUUUUGAAUUGGGGAGCCAUUCAUUGCUGAGCUUGAGGUGUAUUACAAGUCUGCCUCCUGUCUCCUGUGCUUGUCUGGAUGUCUGGCUUCAGUUCUGUGCGCUCCUGGGCUCAUGUCUGCCGCCUUGUGCCUUCCUCACUGUGCUUGAGCUGUCUGGUUCCCUCCCGGCGGCUCUCCUCGCUGCCUUCAUCCUCGUCUUUGACACUGGCUGUAUUACAAUUUCACAAUACAUUCUGCUUGACCCUAUCUUAAUGUUUUUUAUAAUGGGAGCUGUACUGAGUAUGGUCAAGUUCAAUUCACAAAGAGAGGGGCCCUUUGGUGCCCGCUGGUGGUUUUGGCUGAUGUUGACAGGUGUCAGUCUUGGAGGAGCUCUGGGGGUGAAGUUUGUGGGACUCUUUGUCAUUUUGCUGGUGGGAUUGAACACUGUGCGGGAUCUCUGGAGGCUGCUUGGAGACUUAACCCUGUCACUAGCUGUGUUAGGGAAGCACUUUCUGGCCCGUGUGCUAUGCCUGAUCUUGCUGCCUGUUUCCUUGUACAUACUUAUUUUUGCAAUACACUUUGUAAUUUUAAACAAAAGUGGUCCAGGAGAUGGAUUUUUCAGCUCAGCCUUCCAGUCUCGACUGGUUGGGAACAACCUGCACAAUGCCUCCAUGCCAGAGUACCUGGCCUAUGGAUCGACCAUCACAGUGAAGAAUGUGCGGAUUGCUGGAGGGUACCUCCACUCCCACUGGCACCUGUAUCCUGAAGGAGUGGGAGCACAGCAACAACAGAUCACUGCCUAUUUGCACAAGGAUUUCAAUAACCUGUGGCUGGUCAGAAGGCAGGACAGCAGAGAGGAAGAUCCAUCUCAGCCUGUGCAGCUUGUUAAGCACAAGGAUAUCAUCAGACUGGAACAUAAAGAAACCACUCGUAACCUGCACAGCCACCUGCAUGAAGCCCCCCUGACAAAGAAACACCUUCAGGUCACUGGCUAUGGAAUUAAUGGUACUGGUGACCCCAACGAUUUCUGGCAGAUCGAGGUGUGUGGCGGGAAGCCUGGAGACCUGGUCAAAGUGCUGAGGAGUAAAGUGCGUUUCAUUCACCUCUCUACCGGCUGUGUGCUGUACUCUUCCGGAAAGACCCUCCCUAAAUGGGGUUGGGAACAAGUUGAAGUCACUUGCAGUCCUUAUCUCAAGGAAUCGCCCAACUCACAGUGGAACAUUGAAGAUCAUGUGAAUGCAAAAUUGCCUAAUAUAAGCCUGUCAGUGCUCAAGCCCUCUUUCUUGGAGAUACUGCUGGAGUCUCACAUUGUCAUGAUCCGGGGUAACAGUGGCCUGAAACCUAAAGAUAAUGAAGCAAAUUCUAAACCUUGGCACUGGCCUAUCAACUAUCAGGGUCUACGGUUUUCUGGCGUGAAUGAGACAGAAUACCGCGUCUAUCUGCUUGGUAACCCUGUCAUUUGGUGGCUGAACUUGUUUAGCAUCGCCCUGUAUGUUGUCAUGGUUACCAUCGCAGGCAUUUCAAUCCAACGAGGAGUGCGUCUUGGGGAGAGGGCUCAAGAGUGCUGCAGAGUGCUGGUAGAAGGCGGGGGACAGAUGCUCCUAGGCUGGAUGCUUCACUACCUCCCUUUCUUCACUAUGAGCCGGAUCCUGUACUACCAUCACUACUUCCCUGCCAUGCUGUUCAACAGUAUGCUUACAGGGAUAACCUGGGACACUCUGCUGCAGAUCUGGGACUUUCUUCCCCGCCCUGCGGUGGCCCGGGGGCUGUACCAAGGAGGACUGGCAGUGCUCAUCCUCACCUUCCUCUACAGUUUCUACCUUUUCCACCCCUUGUCUUACGGGAUGAGAGGCCCUCUAGCCCACGAGCCCAGCAGCCCCAUGGCAAGCCUCAAGUGGAUGGAAUCAUGGGAGUUUUGAGGGGAAAAAAAAACAACGCCACCGUUGUCUUGUGUACGAGAACACCAAAAAAAAAAAUCCUUUCACCGCAGUGCGGUUGGUUUGGUCUUGAAAAGUGCGGUUUGAGCACUGAUCCGAUACGACAUAUUCGAACGGACCAUAAAAGGGCUGGAUGAUAGAAGGAAGUGAGCAGAAUGAAAAUGUCCCUCUGCCCCCCCUUUCCAACCAGAAGCACCAUUGUUGACAGAACUGUGAUGUAAACCAGCCCUAUGAUCAUGCAUGAAUUCAGUUUUAACAGGCUGCUCUGGCCAAUGGGCUCUCAAGGGCUAGACAGUAGGUACAUUUAAAUCAGAGGGAGAUUGUGCUGCUAAAAAUAUGAAUGAUAUAAUAAGAUAAGAUUUAUGAUCAUCGUAUUGGCAUAUCUGUGAACCUGAAGAGAGAAAACUCCAGUUCCUUGCUUUACAGUGGGAAUACAUGAAAUGGUCAAUUUCUAAUGGGAAAAACCCAGUAAUGGCAGUUCUAUGGCAUUACCAUCCCAUAAGCUUCUUUUAUACAGAAGACUGUCGUCAUCCUCAGUUUCAAUGCAGCAAGCAACGUUUUAGCAAAAUGUUUUGUUAGCAAAAUGGCAACAAUGACUACUUGGCAGCAUUGUGGUUAGGGUACACUUACACAGUAUAUUUUAAUUGAUUAGUGAGAUGAGUAAGCUUCACACUGAGUUAGAAGGAGGUCAGGUUAAGACAAGUGCACAGGUGACCAAGAUCCUUCAUGUCUCAUGUCAUAUUAAGUUGCCUUUCCCUACAUACUGUAGCUAGUUUAGAUUGUACUAACUAUAAAGUGCCUUGGGUUAGAAAUCAAAACCACUUGCCUAAAACGGACUUUGUUUUUUCCAUUUUGUAUAUAGGUCACAUCUGUUGAAAUUUUAGUUGGAUCUACAAAAAGUGUCAUGAGUAGUUCUUCUAGAAGGGAAAUAGCAGUUUCCAGUAAUAAUUUCACUACGUUGUGUCAUGAUGACAACUUGUAAGACUGACAUUAGUUUUUAUUUCUUUAUUUCUUUCUAGUAUUCUAUAUGAGCCUUUUUUAAAGUUGCACUAUUUGCUAGAACACUAUUUUGGUCAAUUGUAGAAAUGUUGACAAUUUUGUGAUUUGCAUUUUACUUUAUAUUACUGUGAGCUGACUAAAAUGUUUAUUACACUAUUUUAAAUACUAAAAGAAUAUAAGAUCUUAAAUACCCAUUUAAAAUGGAUGUGAUGUACUAAUGUGAUAUUUUUUUAGAAAAAUACCUCCUGAAAUUGACUGCGACAACUGGUGUAUUAUAAAGUUGGAAUUUAUGAAGUGUUUGAUUUAUUGCAUUUUUUGGGGAAUGUUUACUGCUGUAAGUAGAGGCAGAGCUGUUGCAUAGAAGCAGUUAUGUGUUAGGUUAGUCAUGUUUUUUAUUUUUGGUUGUGUAGGUUAACCACAUAAGUAUGUUCACAGUAUGUUUAAACAUUGUUUAUUAAUUGUAAUAACUGUUAAAUUGUUCUGUCCUGGCAUGUCAUCCAGAUUUAAGUUCCUUUUUGUUCUUCUGUAGGUAUGUUUUAAACACAUUGAAUAGCAAGUUAAUAAUGGCCAAUGCUAUGCUCAGUCAUUUUUGCUCCUUGCUGGUCUUGUUUUUGUUGGAUAGCUAAACUAUACCAGUACAUUUAUGUGAAUGAGAAUGCUCCUUUCUCUGGCCCACUAUGGGGCGUUUGGUAAAAGAACUCUUUGUUAAUAUAAUGAAAGAGCUGCAGAAAAUGAAACCUCCAUUUUGAGAAAUCAGUUUGUAGCUGUUGUGGACUGCCCUGUAUUGAAGAUAUUGCAGAAUACACACAGGUUUUGUUGGCAAACCAAUUGCUUUCUUGUGUAGUUAUGCACACAGUGCUUAGGUGCUUCAACAUGCGGUGACCUGGCAGUAGAAUAAUAGGAGUUGUCAUUGCCUUCAUCGCUGUUUCCAGUUAAAUAAAACAAGAGGGAAUUGUGUGUUAUUUUCAAAACCCAAGAAUGAUAAGGGAUUAUGCAAGUGAAACUUGCAGAGUUAAAAAAGAAAUAGGACAUUCCAUUAAGCUUGUAACUGGUGUGACAGGUGUGGUACAGUCAAUUUCUAGGUGGAUAAUAUUUUUGUCUUUAAUUCUUAAUUGUGAAGGGGUUGCUAACGUGUUACAUUUUUACAUUCUCUGUUCAUCUUAUUGCUUGCUACAAGAGAUUAAAUUGUGUGCUACUAUUGUGAAAGCACUAAAACAGUGAAAGUGAGUAUUGUGCACUCGAACACUUUUACUCAAGAAAAUAUUUUUAAGUUCUAAAACUAAAGUGUGAUCUUAUGAAGUUACAUAAUGCUUCCUCCUUUGACUCUUAAUUUUGAAAAAUAUUUAAAGAAACAGACAAGGUUCCAGAAAUCCACAUAUGCAAUAAUUAUAAUUCCCUGGCAGGGUAGAUAUUUUUUGUGCUGAAGCUCAGCUGCAGACAAACCCCUAUUGUAGUGAACAGCAGGGUAUGUCAGGGCCGUCUGUAAGUGAACAAUGAAGACGGAUUUCCCUGAAGACUUGCAUUAUAUGUUUUGGCCACAUUAAGUUAAUAACAGCUGACUACAAACCUCAAGAAUGUAUUUUUGUAGGUACUUGAACAAAUUGUACUAUGAACGUCUGAAUAAAUAAACCGAAUAGUAUCAAAGUGA
Molecule: messenger RNA, 5957 nt
Organism: Lepisosteus oculatus (spotted gar)
Lineage: Eukaryota; Metazoa; Chordata; Actinopteri; Semionotiformes; Lepisosteidae
Gene: pomt2
Product: protein-O-mannosyltransferase 2
Biological process (GO): protein O-linked glycosylation via mannose
Cellular component (GO): endoplasmic reticulum; membrane
Molecular function (GO): dolichyl-phosphate-mannose-protein mannosyltransferase activity
Source: RefSeq, a predicted model, not a curated record